Solanum dulcamara is the source of this 724-nucleotide messenger RNA. RefSeq names its product cytochrome c oxidase subunit 6a, mitochondrial-like. Gene Ontology annotation, biological process: mitochondrial electron transport, cytochrome c to oxygen. The coding region runs from base 101 to 391 and encodes 96 amino acids. Gene Ontology annotation, cellular component: mitochondrial inner membrane. The transcript is spliced from 4 exons. Gene Ontology annotation, molecular function: enzyme regulator activity. The record is from RefSeq and is a predicted model, not a curated record. Lineage: Eukaryota; Viridiplantae; Streptophyta; Magnoliopsida; Solanales; Solanaceae.
GAGAAGGUAAAGCGUGCGAAUUUGGUUAAUAAUAAAAGGGGCGAAGGGACACAGACGGAAAAGUCAAUCCACCAUCAUAGAGAACAAGAAAGAUCCCUAAAUGGCGACGGCGAUGUUCAGAUCUAGUAUUCGCUCCGCCCUACGCGGCCGCGCGCCGGCUUCCAAGAGGACUUUCUCUUCUCACGCCUCCGUUGAAGAAGAGGCCCGAGAAGCUUCUAAAUGGGAGAAAAUCACUUACGUUGCAAUAAUAUCCAGCACUAUUCUUGCAGUGGUUAAUCUCUCGAAGGGUCAUCCUCACAGUGAAGAGCCUCCUGCUUACCCAUACUUGCACAUUCGCAACAAGGAGUUUCCAUGGGGUCCAGAUGGCCUUUUUGAGUCCAAGCACCACUGAAACUGGUUUCUCUGUGAAGGCAUUAAAAUAAUUGCUGUCCAUCUGCGAGUAUCAUCACAUUUGUGGUGUGAAAGCUGUUGAAUUUUCACAAGAUGUCUUCUGUGGGUUCUUUUCAGUACAAGAAAUCACUGCCUUUACUUUGGUGUAUCUGUAUUUUGCAGUUUACUGUUGUAGUGCUUUUUAAAGAAUAAGAAUUGAGGGAUGAUUAAGUCAUUCCAGUUAUUCUUUUCGAUAUUGUUGCUCUUUAAUGGCCCAUUCCGAAUGUCUUAAUGCAUGAACAUCCUAUCCUAUACUUGAUAUUAUUGACAUGCGGGCUUAAGUUUCAUCUUUUAA